GUACUUACUAUUUAGAAGAAAGGAAACAGGAAAGAAUCGUCAACGCCUGUGUACCGGCUAAUUGUCAACAUGCCUAUUUUUAAUGGAAAAAAAGAAGAAAACUUGGCAGGAAAGAAACUGAAAUUGCUUCCUUCAGAUCUGCUUCAGAAUGGCCAGGAUGUGGACAAGGUAGACCUACAGAAGAACAGACUUAAGAACGUUACUGGCAUCUCUCAAUUGUCAAACCUGACAGAGCUCAAUCUGUGCCGAAAUGAGCUUACUGAAUUUCCUCAGGAGAUUAGCAAGCUACAGCAGUUGGUCACACUGUACAUGAAUCAGAACAAUAUCAAGAGCAUACCUGAUAAUAUAUUCCCAUCUUUGAAGAAACUGAAGUUUUUAAAGAUGAGCACUAACAAGCUUAGGCAAUUACCAUCAGACAUGAACAGGUGUGAAAACCUUAUCUAUCUAAACCUGUCCAACAAUUGUCUGAGGGAUGUGCAGCCUCUGGUGGGUCUUGGUCGACUAAAUGAGCUCUACGUGGAGAACAACCGUCUGACAGAACUUCCACAUGCUCUCUUUCAGUCCCAGAAUUUGGAAAAAUUCAAAGCAAACAGAAACCCACUUAGAAAGCCUCCUGAAGCAAUUUGUGAAGGUGGUUUGAAGGGCAUUCAAAGCUACUUUGAGAUGUUAGAAAAGAGUUCAUUCACUAUUCGAACCAUUAAAACAAUGUUCCUGGGGUCCUCCAUGGCCGGGAAAUCCACUGUGUGUCGCAGUCUGAGGCAAGGUUGCCCUGUAGAGGUGGCUGAAGACGAUCGCACUGUGGGUAUUGAAAUUCAACAAGUCCACAAUGCAGAUGGAGUUCACUUCGUCUUUUGGGACUUUGCAGGACAAGAGGAGUACUACUUCACUCAUCACGUCUUCAUAACGCCCCAGGCCUUUGUCAUUCUUGCUGUUGAUCUUUCCGAGUAUGAUGCUGAGUCUUUCAGAGAGAAAGUGGGCUUCUGGAUCAGCAAUAUACAGCUCAAGGUCCCAAAUGCAGUGGUCUUGUUAUUGGGCACUCAUGUUGACUGCUGCUCUGAUAAGAUGGAGGUGCAAGACAAGAGGAAAGACAUUGAGGAGAGGGUGAAUCAGAUGCUGUUAGAGCAAAAAGAAAGCUUAGAGCAGCAAAGAAGAAACCUUGAGGAAUUAGAGGACCCUUCGCUGGUCUGUGAACAAAUGAGUGUUAUCGAGCGACUUGAAGAAAACAAAUUGCAGGUCCUUGAAUUUAUUGCCAUUGACUGCAAAAACUCUGAGGACAUCAAUAGGUUACAACUCUAUAUCAACAAAGUGGUCUUAGAUACAGACACAUUUCCUUUCAUGGAACAAACACUACCACAAUGCUACCAGGAUGUGGAAAAUGCUAUUCAGGCCCACUUGGAUAGUGGCAACAUACCUCAACAUGGAAUAGUGACUCACGGGGACAUCCUGGCACACCUGAAAACUACUCACAAUGAAUUAGACCUUGAUAAGCUGACGGGUAUUCUUGAGUACCUGCACAGAACUGGAAUUAUUUUGUGGUACAGAGACUUGAAUGACAUGGUGUUCCUUAAGCCAUCAUUCCUUAUCUCAUUGUUCAAGGCCAUUGUCAGACAUGAUUUGGCCAGUAUGCUGAAAAAGAUUUCCAGGAGAGAUCUGAUGAGAGAGAACUCUCUUGAGAAGCACAGAGACACAUGGAUUGAGGACUUUGCGAAAAGAGCUAUUCUGAGCAAUGUGGCUAUAAGAAUCUUGGUGCAUGCAGAACUCAGCCUGUCAGGUGUUAAUGAUGAAGAGCUGAUUGAGGAGAUAGUUGGGACCAAGAAGAAGGCCGGGAAUCUUAUGAGGCUGCUGCAGCACUUUGAUGUUUGUCUACCAACCAAAGAAAGUGCUCCACUCAAUCCUACAGCCCCAGAGUUUUGUCCAAACAAAAAAUGGGAGCCUUCAAACCCUGGUGUGUAUGAACCAAAUGGAGCCUGUCUAUUCCCAAGUUUCCUUCAGAGAGACAAUCAGGAUGUAAUGAAGAUGUGGGGACAGGACAACCUGGAAGACAUCAUUGUCCAAGUUUACUUCCUCCCUGAAAUACCUCAUGGAUUCUUCCAUAGGCUGGUAAUCAGGAUAUGCUCGAUUUACUCCACCUACUGGAUCGGGAAAGAGCAGUGUCUUUUCACCUGUGGAAACAGACGUCUCCUGGUCAGAGAGCAAGCUAGCACUGGGGAUCAGUUCACUGAGAUCCGGGGCAAACACAGCGAUAUGUCCACCUCAGUAGAUAUCCAAAAGGCUUGGGACAUGAUAAAGGUGGUGAUGAUGCGGCUGGCGCACCUCACGCAGCAGUGGAGAGGCGUGUGCCAGUACGUGCACAGCCCAUGUAAACACAAAGGCUGCAAAGCUUACUUCGAAUGGGCGGACUGGCAAGACUGGAUUGAGCCUUACGCAUGUGAAAAAUUUAACAUGGAUCCAGAGGAAAAAAUGACUUGUCGUGAAGGACACACUCGCAGAACUGAACUGCUGUUUCCUGCUAGAAGCUGUGUAGGAACUGACUAAGUUCUAAAGAACUGACAUCUGAGAAAUGGCACCUGCCUCAAACCCAGCUGUUGUCACUCUCUUCUGGAAAAAAAAUAUCAUAAUUAAUAAUAAGUACAAUGAAAGCAAUCUUUAUAUAUAUGUGUGAGGGUUGGCGGUUCGAUUCCCGGCCCACAUGACUCCACAUGCCCAAGUCUGGUCUGUACUUAUAUAGUACCUUAGCAGUUCUACAAAGCGCUUUACACUGUAUCUCAUUCACACACACACUCACACACCAAUGGUUGCAGAGCUGCCAUGGGGUUCAGUGUCUUGCCCAAAGACACUGAACCCCAUGGCAGCUCAUGUGGAGUCAUGUGGGCUGGGAAUCAAACCGCCAUAUAUAUAUAUAUACCUUCCACUAAUAUUUGCACCCUUGUUAAAUAUGAGCAAAGAAGGCUGUGAAACAUUGUCUUUAUUGUUCAAUUGUUUUGAUCUUUUGUUCACAAAAGAUUCACAAAAAAUAUUCACAAAAAUAAUCUGCUCUCAUGGAUAUCAAACAAUUGCAAACAUAACACGGGUUUAUGCAAAAAAAAAAUAUAUAUGUACAUCUUUAAUAUGCAACAAUUAUUGGCACCCCUAUGAAUUCAUAUGAGAAAAAUGUAUUUGAAGUAUAUUCCCAUUGAUAUUUAUUUAUUUUAUUUUUUUUGUAAUACAUCUGGGUGACUAGGAACAGGAACUUGUUCAACCAUGACUUCCUGUUUCACAGGGGUAUAAAUAUGAGGUUACACAUAGGCCAAAUUCCCUUAGUCAUUCAUAACAAUGGGUAAGAUCAAGGAAUAUAGCUGUGAUGUGCGGCAAAAGGUUGUUGAGCUUCACAAAAUGGGAAGUGUCUAUAAGAAAAUAGCACAAGCAUUGAAAAUGCCCAUUUCCACCAUCAGGACAAUAAGAAGUUCCAGUCAACUGGAAAUGUUCUGAAUCAACCUGGAAUUGGACAUGUGUCUAUAUUGUCUCAACGCACUGUGAAGAGGAUGGUUCGAGUGGCCAAAAAAUCUCCAAGGAUCACAGCUGGAGAAUUGCAGAAGUUAGUUGCAUCUUGGGGUCAGAAAGUCUCCAAAACUACAAUCCAAAGUCACCUACAUCACCACAAGUUGUUUGGAAGGGUUUCAAGAAACAAGUAUCUGCAUUUUCAGUUUGCCAGAUACUACUGGAACUACUUAAAUGGGAUCAGGUUCUAUGGUCUAUAAAACCAAAAUAGAGCUUUUAUCUUGGCUCAGAGCUGUUAUGUUGGCAAAGGGAGGUAGCACAAAAUAUUGACUAAAUGGGUGCCAAUAAUUGUUGUAUACCUAUAUUUUGGAUAAACCGUUGUUGUGUUUGCAAUCAUUUCAUAUUCAUGAUAGCAGAGUACUUUUGUGAAUUUUUUGA
Molecule: messenger RNA, 3915 nt
Organism: Ictalurus furcatus (blue catfish)
Lineage: Eukaryota; Metazoa; Chordata; Actinopteri; Siluriformes; Ictaluridae
Product: malignant fibrous histiocytoma-amplified sequence 1
Exons: 10
Coding region: 70-2535 (821 amino acids)
Molecular function (GO): protein binding
Source: RefSeq, a predicted model, not a curated record